UCAGUAGAGAAGGGUACAUAGUUCUCACUGCUCUCUUCUAACUAGUUUUCUCCUGAUCUCCAGCAUGCUGUGCCUGUGGCUCCCUGGAGGCUUCCACAUGGCAGUUCUGAUGGUGCUGCUGAUGGUGCUGAGCCCUCCUGUGGCUUUGACCAGGGACCUUCAACCGCGGUUCCUGGAACAAGCUAAAUUCGAGUGUCACUUCCUCAACGGGACGCAGCGGGUGCGCUAUCUGGUGAGAUGCUUCUACAACGGGGCGGAGUACGUGCGCUUCGACAGCGAGGUCGGGGAGUACCGCGCGGUGACCGAGCUGGGGCGGCGGGACGCCGAGUACUGGAACAGCCAGCAGGACCUCCUGGAGCAGAAGCGGGCGGAGGUGGACACCGUGUGCCGACACAACUACGGGGUCGGGUACGGCUUCACCGUGCAGCGCCGAGUUAAGCCUGUGGUGACCGUGUACCCCACAAAGACUGAACCCCUGCAGCACCACAACCUCCUGGUGUGCGCUGUGCAUGGAUUCUACCCAGGCAACAUUGAAGUCAGAUGGCUCCGCAAUGGCCAGGAGGAGCAGGCUGGGGUGGUGUCCACAGGCCUGGUCUACAAUGGAGACUGGACCUUCCAGAUCAUGGUGAUGCUGGAGAUGACCCCCCAACAGGGGGACGUCUACACCUGCCACGUGGAGCACCCCAGCCUGGACGGUCCUGUCACCGUGGAGUGGAAGCCCCAAUCUGGAUCUGCGCAGGGCAAGAUGAUGAGUGGAGUUGGGGGCUUUGUGCUAGGGCUGCUCUUCCUGGGUGCAGGGCUGUUCAUCUACCACAGGAACUCAAAAGGACACUCUGGACUUCAACCAGCAGGACUCCUGAGCUGAAGUGAAGGUGGACAGCUGGGAAGGCAGGACCUCUGCCCCUACCUCUCCUCAUGACAUCACUCCAGCUUGGCUCUAAUUCUUCAGAGAGCAGUAACGCUUUCUCUGGACCUGGCUUCAUCCUAGCUCAGUGCCCAGUAGAUCCUGUCCUCCCUGAUGGCUCCCCCAGCCCCUGUCCCUGAGCUGGAAGCCCAGUGCAGACUGCAAGGUCUGCUCUGCACUCUCUCUUGGCCCUUUUGCAUUCAAACCUUCUGCCACCCUCCCUGCCCCCAUUCAAUCCAAUCUGGCCUGUGUCACAAUACUUCAUUUUAUGUUUCCCUCAAAUAAACAUGGAGCUAAAAAAUUUUUCCCACAGGAAUUUCCUACAGUUUCUUGUUUGUCCCAUAAGAAAUAAAAUAUGGUAUUAUAUGUAUUUUUCUGAUAUUAUGAGAAGAAAGAAAUUCAGACAUAUCAAAGUUAUUCUGAACCAGAAACAGAUUCUGAUUUGAUAUGUUUUUAAUUUCCUCUUUAUUACAAUAUCUAUCCAAUCAUUUUCACUACUUCAGAAACUGUAGAUCUCUAUAUGAUGAUCACUUUUUCUGCAGUUCAAUUUAGAAGAAUAAGUAUAGUUUUCUGUGUGUGUAAGAACCCUGUCCUUUAUUUUAAAGUGAAUGAUCAACAUGAUACAUAUAACACAUUUGUUAUUCUAAAUUUUGAUUUCUACUCUGGAUAGUUAAUGGUCAUUUGUGGUAUAUCUUCUAUUAUAUUAAAAAAGUAAAAAAUAUGGAGAGCUAUUUUAAGGUU
Molecule: messenger RNA, 1645 nt
Organism: Dipodomys spectabilis (banner-tailed kangaroo rat)
Lineage: Eukaryota; Metazoa; Chordata; Mammalia; Rodentia; Heteromyidae
Product: HLA class II histocompatibility antigen, DR beta 4 chain-like
Exons: 6
Coding region: 65-865 (266 amino acids)
Biological process (GO): antigen processing and presentation of exogenous peptide antigen via MHC class II; positive regulation of T cell activation; immunoglobulin production involved in immunoglobulin-mediated immune response
Cellular component (GO): lysosomal membrane; MHC class II protein complex; late endosome membrane
Molecular function (GO): MHC class II protein complex binding
Source: RefSeq, a predicted model, not a curated record